UUUAAUAAUUUAUUAAUAAAUUAAUAAACAUACAAAAGAUAUUAAAAUGUGAACACACUUUCUCACACAUAUUUUAUAUCAAAAUUAUAUAACUUCUUACAAUGGCACGAUAUGACGUUAUUAAAACUCGAUUUCUGCAAAUCAUUUUUACUUUAUGUUAAAUCGAUGCAAUGAAUUUUCAUUUUUUUUUCUAAAACAUUAUAUAUUCUGUCUCAUUCGAGAAAUGAAAAUAUCUACAAAUAUUUUACGAUUCAAUUUAAGAGAGCUGAUAAUAAAGAAGAAGACGACAUGACGCGACGCUGCGUGACGACGCAAUGGUUUCGAAUCGAUCGGCGCGCGAACAUAUUUGCCACUGGGUCACGUGACCAUUGCGCCUCGGAGCAACGAGCGCAAGGGCGCCUCGGCGUAACGCCAUAGCAUCGAGUGCUCGUGAUUCCGUGGUUCUUAUGUGAAUGUGUGUUUCGUGGAUUCAGUUCGAAUGACAGCGAGUUCACGAUUUGCUCUUUUAACGAAAGAAUGUCGGUGAACGCGUGAAACACAGUGUGCAUCCGUGCUUUUGUGGAAAAAUGUGAGGGCCGGAACGUUGCAACACUUUGCCGGAAGCAAAAACAGACCGGCGGUGAGUCACUGUCACGAUCGAUCAUUUCCUUUCUCCUAUUCCCAUUUUUGAGAACGAAGGCCAUGGCCACGUGCUGCAUCCGUAAUAGAGAUCAUCGUUUCGAACGGACAUAACCUCAAAAUUGUAAGAAAGCGUCGUUGCGGCAAGGUUAGAAUUCGUUGUCAUUGAAGAUGUUUCAUUUCGUGGAUAUUCAUCUAUAUCGUGCAAUUGGAUAAUAGAACAAAGUACAGUGAUUGAAAAUACAUAUUUCGAAUGACGUAAUCUGUGAUAACUUUAUAACGAACUAUUAACGUACGUGCCAAUAAGUUAUCGAUAGCUGAUUAUCAAAAUUGCCGAUCCUUCCUUUUACAAAACCAGCAUAAUUAUCUGUGAAAUUAGUUGAAAGAAGGUGCUUCGUUAAAAAGUUCUUUUUUCGAUUGGAAGAGCGAUCGACCGGCAUAAAGAUGGAAGAGUCUCAAAGAUACGAAGAUCAUACCAUAUAUAAGACACGAUCACCCUGCAGCCUGCGAAAACUGAGAGACAUGGUGCCGGCAAGGGUAGUGCUCUAUAUGCUCUCCUUCUCGGGAUUCACGGUCUCGUUCAUGAUGAGGAACGAUAUCAACAUCGCCAUGGUGGCGAUGGUGAAACCCCCAUCCAUGACAUUGGACACCAAUGUAACUGUAACCUCCCAGCAUUGCUACGUGACACCACCAAUGGUCAUCAACAACAGCGCGCCGAUCAAACUUGAGGAUCAAGGGGAAUUUGACUGGAGUCCAACCAUACAAUCCGCCAUUAGCGGUUCCUUCUACUGGUGUUAUAUAUUGUCACAAGUAGUUGGUGGUGUGCUCACACAGUAUUUUGGCACGAAAGCUGUUUUCGGCGGUUCACAACUGAUCACUGCGAUCUGCAGUUUAUUGAUGCCUUCUGCAGCAGGAAUUCAUUAUGGAUUCAUGAUUGCGCUUCGCAGUAUACAGGGUGUCGCGAGUGGACUCACGUGGCCCGCGAUGUACGCCAUUGUCGGACACUGGAUCCCGCCAGUGGAGAGAUCACGUUUCAUGUCUUCCUUCCAAGGGUUCAGCUUUGGCAUCGGGUUAACCUAUCCACUGUGCGGAUUCAUCAUUGCUCACUUCGGAUGGAGAGCCGUCUUUUAUACUACCGGCAGCAUCGGUAUGAUCUGGUGCUUUUUCUGGUACUUCUUCGCCUUCGACACACCGGCCUCUCAUCCCAGAAUAUCCCAGCAGGAGCUACGAUACAUUCAAGGGAGUGUAGGGAAUCAAGUUAGAGACGAGAGUAUGCCAGUUCCAUGGAGGUUCAUUCUUACAUCCUGGCCAGCAUGGUCGAUCGGAAUAACCACGUUCGGCAGGAUCUGGGUGCAUUAUAUAUUCAUCAUCUCUGGACCAAUGUACAUGAAAACAGUUCUAGGAUUCAGCAUCCAAGCGAAUGGAGUAUUGUCUGGUUUACCAUUCAUCUGUAGUUACUUCAGUUCUGUUGCAUUCUGCUAUAUAGCCGACGUUCUGAUCACACGACAGAUUUUGUCGUUGACGAAUGUCAGAAAAGUGUUCACCGCCUCUUCUCAAGUGGCUCCUGGUAUAAUGUUGGUGUUAAUUGGCUAUCUGGGCUGCGACAUCGUUCUCGUUUUAGUGGUCUGGUUCGUAGCCGUUACUCUUAUCACUGCUGCCUAUGCAGGAGCUAUGGCAAAUAUCGUCGAUAUAGCGCCAAAUUUUGCUGGACCAAUAUUGGCGUUUGCACAGACGAUUCAUAUGUCUGCCAGUUUCCUAUCUCCUAUCGUAGCUGGCCUCCUCACCCAAGAAAGUCAAGCCCUCGACGCAUGGAGGCAAGUGUUUGGGGUGACAGCUUGCGUCGCGUGCGCUACGUACAUCGUUUAUCAAAUCUUUGGUACGGGCGAUGUCCAGCCGUGGAAUUAUCCUGAUCAAAAGUAUCCUCAAUCGGUACAAGAAGACUCUCAGCCUUUGAACGAAUCACCGCAAAAGAACGGAAAAAUUGUCACAUCUCUGUCCAAUAUGUCCGAAGAAGCGUAACACAAUCGAUUUCUCUCGUUGAGCGAAGAAAGAAGAAGCGCACGGGUUACGUGACAACUAUUACAAGUAUUUUUCCUUGGAUCUCGAGGAAGAGGCAAUCUAAAAUUAUGUAUACAUAUAUAUAUGUAUAAGUUUUCGACGUGAAAAUGUUUAUUUUUUCUCUCUCUCUCUGUAUAUCUGUGUAAAUAGAGAUGGUAGUGUGUAAACGAGGAGAAGUUGAUAUAGCACUCAGGGUAAUAUAAGUAACGUUGUAACGUUUCAAAGAAUAUUUUUAUGAGGACAGUCUCGGAUAACGAGCAAACGCUUCGUUUAUUCGCCAAUUUUUGCGUUUACAAAACGAAGUGAAAGCACAAAAAAAAAAUAAUGAUUGCGAUCGAUUGCGUUCCAUUUCUUAUGAUCCGAGACGAUUACUUGUCCAUUUGCCGUCUCUGUGAUCAAACUUUUUUUCUCUCUAUUUUUCAUCUAACAGAGUGAGAUGAAUCUUGUAGAACAUAGAGCACCAACCAGCAACAAUUUUCAAGGCUGUAAUUUUAAUGUUUUUUUUUCUAGAUAUUUUCAGAAAUAUCUCUUCAUGAAUUUCUAAAAAUUAAGAUCGAUAAAUUUGUUCAAUUGAUUUCAAGAAUUUUCGAAAAUUUUUCAACAAAAGACUGAUCGAUUUUUUUCUCCAUGAUAUACUCGUCCAAAUUUGGAAGCCGUUGCUCUUUGUGUUCUUUAUUUUUUCAUUAUCUCUCUAAUAUAAAUUAAUACUUUGAAAAUGGCUUAAUUCAUAGGAUUCACGAUUAUUUUUUCCUUUUUUUAAUUAUUAUUAUUAUUAUCAUUGUACGUAUAUAUUAUAAUUAGUUUCUUUCUACAAUUUUGCCGGUGAUUUUAUUAACUUAUUAACUUAUUAAAUCGAUAUUUUAUCAACUUGUUAGAUGUGUAAGAAAGGAAAAAAGAAAAUCCAAAUACGCUGUAGAAUAGAAGUAGUGAAAUUUAUAAGAUGAAGAGGAAAAGACAGAUGAAUUAUAUAAGUAUACUACACUAAAAAUUGAUGCCUUGCCUUAGUCACAAUUCUUUUUGAAUUCAUUGUAAGAGAACACGUAAUAUACUUACUUUAGUACUUAUAUUCUGCGAUAAAUAAGUCUCAUUGUUAUAUCAUUGUUAACAUUUACUAGUCAUGUUUCGUUGAAAAAAAUUGAAUAUUUAUAUAUUAUAAUGUCCAAAAAAAGAAAAAAAAAAAAGAAAAAAGAAAGAAACGUUACAUGAACAUAAAAAUUUUUUGUAGAUCAUCUGUUAGAAUUAGAGUUCAUUUUUUCAACACAUUUCAUAAUUCCAUUCGUAUAUUAAGGUAUAUUAAGAGACAAUGUUUUUUCAAGUAUUGUAAUUUUAAUUAUUUUUAUAUUGGCGUCGUUUAAAUAACGAUAAGUCAUGUUUUUUUCUUCGUUUCUUAUUUAUAAGUAUAUAUUUUAAGCUACACACGGAUACUUAAUAGCAUGUACGUAUUGUUAUGCUAAAAAUUAUAUACGUAUAUUGCGCAAAAUUGAAGAUGAAAUUAAUUAAAAAAUUAUAUUGCGCAAAAUUUAAGAUGAAAAUGAAAAUCCCUUAAGUAAAUACGUGUACAAAAUGAACAUCUCUGCGCGCAUAAAGAGAAAGAUAAUAAUUUUUUCUUUUAUCGUUAAAUCGAAUAAUUAUAUGUAUAUGCAUUUCGUAUUUUUUUUCUCGAUGCGAUCUAAAAUUCAGAAUUGUUUGUAAUUUCAAAUCGAAUCAAUAUACUUUUCUCUCAUAAGUAAAACAUUGCGAUACGUCAAAUCUUAAUAAUAAAUCUCAAUGAUCAUGAGACUAUCGACAACUUUGAAGAUAUUUAUAAGCCAUGAUCAUUUUUCAAGCAAACUAUAUUAUUUUGUAAUGAAUGAAUCACCAUUACAAAAUCUAUGCCACGGAGUUCUUGAUACGAAUAUAUGCAUAUAAGUAAAUGAAAAAAAUAUAUGAUACAUAUAUAAUUUCAGUAAA
Molecule: messenger RNA, 4626 nt
Organism: Apis cerana (Asiatic honeybee)
Lineage: Eukaryota; Metazoa; Arthropoda; Insecta; Hymenoptera; Apidae
Product: vesicular glutamate transporter 2
Biological process (GO): transmembrane transport; monoatomic anion transport
Cellular component (GO): membrane
Molecular function (GO): transmembrane transporter activity
Source: RefSeq, a predicted model, not a curated record